AUGGCGGAGACAAUGGCCGAGCGACGCACGCGGAAAUUUGAAGAAUGGGCUGCAAUGGAAAGUUUAUGGGACAAGGCGAUCCAGUCUCCAGCGGAGAUCACCCAGGAAGAAAAACACAAGGUCCUGGGGUGGCCGACGUGGGAAGAAAUGCAGGAAAAUACGCAAAACUCUUACUUCGCUGAAUGUCGCCUGGCCCAUGAUGACUUUCGUGUUUUGAAACGGAUGGAAAGUGUCGACUACCACACGAGGAAAAUAGGACGGGCAAGGCGUCCAGACCUGGAAGAGAAGUGGAAGGCAGCCUGUGCUGCAGUGCUAUCCCAAGAAGAGCAGCAGGCUAUGAGGAACAUGGCAAGCCCAGAGAAGUAUCACACCAUGCAAGAGACGCACUACGCAGCAAAUAGAGAAGCACGGCAGAAAGCGAGAACUGUUCCCCCUGAAUGGGUGAAGAAAAUACUGGAAAGAGAGGACAAGGCGUGGGGUUAUGUAAUCUACCACCCCAGAAUCCUCCCUGAGAACAAGCACGCGAUGGAGGUCUGGGAAGAUGAAGGAUAUAUGGCGGGAUUUCAAUCAGAUGAAUCAGCAAUUCUGUGA
Messenger RNA from Aspergillus thermomutatus, 591 nucleotides. RefSeq lists its product as uncharacterized. The coding region runs from base 1 to 591 and encodes 196 amino acids. The transcript is spliced from 2 exons. The record is from RefSeq and is a predicted model, not a curated record. NCBI's taxonomy places the organism in Eukaryota, Fungi, Ascomycota, Eurotiomycetes, Eurotiales, Aspergillaceae.